Myotis davidii is the source of this 545-nucleotide messenger RNA. RefSeq names its product galanin/GMAP prepropeptide (gene GAL). Gene Ontology annotation, cellular component: extracellular region. Gene Ontology annotation, molecular function: hormone activity. The record is from RefSeq and is a predicted model, not a curated record. The transcript has 4 exons. The annotation marks the transcript as partial. Lineage: Eukaryota; Metazoa; Chordata; Mammalia; Chiroptera; Vespertilionidae.
CAACCGCCCGCCACCGGCCCCACACAGGCCGCUGGGCCAGGCAGGUCCUGGCCAUCUGACCCCCGUCUCCCGUCUCAGGUGAAGGAGAAGAGGGGCUGGACCCUGAACAGCGUUGGCUACCUUCUGGGUCCAAAAGCUGUUGACAAUCUCCGGUCAUUCCAUGACAAGCACGGCCUUGCUGGCAAGCGGGUCCUGCAGCCUGAAGACGGCGCGAGGGCAGGCGACUCUGACCGGCCGCUGCCCAUGAACGAUGAUGUUGUGCCCAAGAUAAUGGAGUUUCUGACUUUCUUGCAUCUCAAAGAGGCCGGGGCCCUGGUGCCCAUGCUCCCCUCGGCGGCGUCCUGGGAAGACACAGAGCAGUCAGCCCUGAGGGAGCCGGGCAAGGCCCUCCCGUCCCAGGAAGUCAGAUUCUGAGACGAUGGGUCAGCUUGUGCCAACUCCCCGAGUCAGCCAGCCCCUCCUCUCCUUUGAAGCUGUGUUGUUAUCAUUUAAGAUUUCCCCUUUGGUAAUUAUUCUCGUGGCAAAAUAAAAACCAGCAAGUGUUU